This is a messenger RNA of Cheilinus undulatus (humphead wrasse), 3093 nucleotides long. RefSeq names its product protein disulfide-isomerase TMX3-like. The transcript has 16 exons. The coding region runs from base 43 to 1395 and encodes 450 amino acids. Gene Ontology annotation, cellular component: endoplasmic reticulum. Gene Ontology annotation, biological process: peptidyl-cysteine oxidation. Gene Ontology annotation, molecular function: protein disulfide isomerase activity. The record is from RefSeq and is a predicted model, not a curated record. NCBI's taxonomy places the organism in Eukaryota, Metazoa, Chordata, Actinopteri, Labriformes, Labridae.
UUUAGCAGCUGUAUUUCCUGCUUGCUGUUUCCACUCGAAGCAAUGGCAGAAGUGAAAGCUUCCCUGUUUUAUGGAGUUUUAGCGGCCUUCCUGAGUUCAGCAGUGCUUGCAUUUGUUGAGGAUCUUGAUGACACAUUUAAAGACACAAGAGUGAACGAUAUCUGGCUGGUUGAUUUCUAUGCACCAUGGUGUGGUUACUGUAAAAAACUUGAGCCAGUAUGGUAUGACGUGGGAGUUGAGCUGAAGAGCUCGGGGUCGCCGGUCCGUGUGGGAAAGAUGGAUGCCACUGCUUUCUCUGGAAUGGCAUCUGAGUUUGGCGUCCGUGGUUACCCCACAAUAAAACUGUUAAAGGGGGAUCUCGCCUACACUUACAAAGGCCCGAGGACCAAAGAUGACAUCGUAGAGUUUGCAAACAGGGUGGCGGGGCCGGCUGUGCGAGCACUUCCCAGCAGGCAGAUGUUCGAGCACAUGAUGAAGCGACACGAUGUGCUUUUUGUGUACGUUGGUGGGGAAUCUCCCCUCAAAGAGAAGUACAACGACGUAGCUUCUGAGCUCAUCGUCUACACUUACUUCUUCUCAGCCUCAGAGGAAGUCUUUCCAGAGUCAGUCACUUUGCCAGAGCUUCCUGCAGUUGUGGUCUUCAAGGAUGGAGGCUACUUUACCUACGACGAGUACGAAGAUGCCAGUUUGUCAUCGUGGGUGAAUAAGGAGCGCUUCCAAGGAUACCUGCAGAUUGAUGGGUUUACACUCUAUGAGCUUGGAGAAACAGGCAAAUUGGUGGCGAUUGCAGUCAUCGAUGAGAAGGACCCCACAGAGGAGAGUGGCAGAUUAAAGACCCUGAUUCAGAGGGUGGCGAAGGAAUACAGAGAACAUUUUAACAGAGACUUCCAGUUUGGCCACAUGGAUGGAAACGACUACAUUAACAGCCUCAUUAUGGGCGAGGUGACGGUGCCCUCCGUUAUCAUCCUCAACACUUCCAACGAGCAGUACUUCCUUCCCGGCGAGCCGAUCGAGACCAUGGAGCAGCUGGUCCAAUUCAUCAACAGUGUUUUGAACGGUUCCGCACAGGCAUACGGGGGAGAUGGCAUCAUUCAGAGGAUCAAACGUGUGGCCUUUGAUGCUAGAUCCACCAUCAUGUCAGUGUUUCGCAGCUCUCCACUGCUGGGCUGCUUCCUCUUCGGCCUACCGCUGGGUGUAAUUAGCCUGAUGUGCUACGGCAUCUGCACAGCCGAGUCGGACGACGGCGUUGAUGACAUGGACGCGCUCAAAAGGGAGGGCCUGACUGACGAAGAGGAGGAAGAGGAGGAUGAGAGGCAACGCGCCUCUGAGCUGGAGGGACCCGACGAGGAAGACGACGGCGUGGAGAAGGAUCCCGAGGAGAAGAAAACCGAUUAACACUGGGAGCUCCCCCGCCAGAUACAGGAUGAUAGGCCUAGUCGAAUUCAGUGACAUGAAACUCAAAGACAUAUCAAUGUAUUAUCGUUCUGCUUCUUUGUCUUUCAUAUCACUUCCCCUCAGAGCCUCUCUAGCACAGACUUUUCUCCCUUCUUUCAGCUUUGUUAGGUCAGCUGCUCAGUGGAGCCUUUGAAUCAUGUUUAAAACCAACAGCCUUUUUAAUGAUGGAGCAUAAAAACAAAAGACAAGAAGGGAUGGCUGUGAACCAAACGUACCACUUAUUUAUUCUGGUUUGACAAACAAGUGGUUUCUCCAUGUGAUAUAUCUGUUAUCUUUUUUGUCAUGCUCCACAUUUUCUAUUUUUUCCUGUUUACUAUGAUAGCCUAGAAUAUUAGAUACUGUAGAUAGUAGAUAAAUCUUGCCUUCAAACUGAAAACAACUUAAAUCCACAGCCAUUUUCUUCCCAAUUCCCCCCAAACCAAGAGGUGCAGGCGUACCAUGCAAAGUGAUUUAGAAAGCAAAGAAAGUGCCCAUGAAGGAAGAUCUGCCAUAAAUGAAUAGUGCUUUUUUUCUAUUGUGUUAUUGCCUGAAAUUCUUUUGAGGAAUGCAAAGUGCCGAGCAUUUCAUGUUACGUCUCGUCCUAGCCACCUGUUAGCAGUUACUGUCCGUUUAUAAACACAGCUGAUGGAAAGCAGCUGGAGUGGUAAUUGGUUUCAGUCUCUGAUUCUGAAAUAUGGCAAAUGCACAUUUUCUUUUUUUUAUAUACUUAUUUCAGCCCAGCCUACUAAAAAUUCCCAAAGUAGACGGGUUGUACCUGUACAGAAGACACCCAUAACAUGCUCCAGUAGUUCCUGCAGCUUUUAACAAGACGUGCUCCUCAGAUACACCGGCUCUGUCUGCUUCCAUAUUACCAUCUGUCCUCCAUCACUGGUUGCUAUUAUUGAAUUGAGCAGGCAGGUUGAAGUUAACAUCCAGAUGCACUGAGAAGUACAGUGAGUAUGUGAAAUAUAAGGACCAUCCCUAAUACUUGGGUCUCGUGUUCACUGUGCGAUUUCAAGCUGAUUCUAUGAGAGAUGUGGUGGAGUGACAGCUAAGACUUCAACUGUGUGACAGUCAUGAUUUAUGUGCUCGUGCUGUGCAUUUCAAUACUUGGGCUUGACAUGGGUGUUCACGUUGUAUAAGUUAAAGCUACAGUAUGUUUAGUUUUGGACUGAAAUGUCUCUACUAAAUAAAAACUGGCUGCUUAUCAGGAGCAGAGCUCAUUGGAGGGGGGGGUUCUCGGGGCAGAGAGUCAUGGAAGGGCCCAUUGAAGAUUGCAAAGACAUGGCCUAUUCCAGGGGUUUCAAACUCAGUCACAGAAGGGGCGGGGUUCUGAAUUAAGGUCUAACCUGAGGGCCUAACAGGGUCCACAUUUAACCAAGCUAUCAACAUUAUUUUCGCCAAUAAUAAAUUAUGGGGGAAAAAUUAGCACUGAUGGUAAAUGAUUUUGAGAUUUAAAAAGUCAAAAUGAUAUGUUAAAAGGCUCAAAAUCUGAAAUACAGUCUGACUUAUUAGUUCGAAAGUUAAAAACACAAAAUUAGAUGUUAGAAUAAUUCUUUUAAAAGGCAAAUAUAUAAAAAAGAAAGUCCCAGUCAUGUUUUAAGGCAAAAAUAUGACUAACAAGUUAAAAUGGUGCACCUAAAAUGUCAAAAUAUGAGA